AUGUCUAUCACUAGUCCUUCACGACACCAACCUCACGACAUCUUCUUCAUCAAUGAACUCCUAGAAACCAUUCUUCUACAUACAGACAUGCGAACACUUCUAACAUCCGGCCAACGCGUAUGUCGGACAUGGAAGAACAUGAUUGAUACAUCAGUUAGAGUCCAAGAGAAUCUCUUCUUCAAACCGUCCUCCAAAGCCACAGGAAGCACCCAACGCCAACGGAAUCCUCUCCUAGAAGAAAUCCUCUGGGCCCAAUUCUUCCUCAAGCAACAAGAAAACUCAGAAUUAAAGGCAGUCGAAGUAAGCAGAUUUCCAAUGCGCGGUAGCGAUCGCCAGAAAGCAAAAGCGUACCUACGAAAAGACGCCAGCUGGAAACAAAUGCUACUUCAACAACCGCCAACCUCAUCAGUUGGAGUUCUGGAGAUCAUCAGACGAUCAGACUCGGAAUUCACCAAAUUGAAUAUCAACCCUGACAACAACUUCCUCCGAAUGGGUCAUAUUUUGGCUCUCCUCCAAGGACGCAGUACUCUAGUUCCAACGCGCAACAAAUGGAUACUAUGGAGCGGACGGUCUCGAAUCCGGAUGCCUCUUAACUUCGAGAUCUGGGCGCCGAAAUGGGUCUAUGAGCCUAGUACACUGCAACCAAUCCAAGAAUGGAUCCCGGAUAAUAUCGACUGGGACAGUCUCCGGUUGGAGGUUGCAUCGAUGUAUUUGAAUGACUUUGAUUGUGAUUUGGUGAUUGUAUCGGAGAGGAGACAGAAACUUUUCCAGGGGGAGGAUCGAGUGCACAAGGAGAGCAAACUGGAUCGUUGGCUUGAACGAUGCUUCUUGUUCGGAUUCAGCCUCCUCGCGUUCGUCGUUUUCGUCGUCCUUUUAGGUACUGGAUACAGUGGGCUUAAUAAUAGUGCGUCUCCUGCUUAA
Molecule: messenger RNA, 921 nt
Organism: Penicillium arizonense
Lineage: Eukaryota; Fungi; Ascomycota; Eurotiomycetes; Eurotiales; Aspergillaceae
Exons: 2
Coding region: 1-921 (306 amino acids)
Source: RefSeq, a predicted model, not a curated record